Molecule: messenger RNA, 7011 nt
Organism: Octopus bimaculoides (California two-spot octopus)
Lineage: Eukaryota; Metazoa; Mollusca; Cephalopoda; Octopoda; Octopodidae
Product: regulatory-associated protein of mTOR-like
Biological process (GO): regulation of autophagy; positive regulation of cell growth; TORC1 signaling
Cellular component (GO): cytoplasm; TORC1 complex
Molecular function (GO): protein-macromolecule adaptor activity; protein binding
Source: RefSeq, a predicted model, not a curated record
GUGUCUAUUAAUCGAGCUGCAUUAGAUCUGUAAUAUAUCCUCCAACCAAUAUGACGGAGAACGUGUGAAUUAGGGAGAGUUGGUGAUGUAAAAUUCUUUCUUGAUUGUAAAUAUUACCAAAUUCUCAUCUAUGCUACAGAAAAAAGAAAAGGAAAUGAUAAUAAUUUCAUAGAAAAAUCUAAUUAUUAUUAUUAUCAUCAUUCUAGUGUGAAAUAUUUUGUCAAUGUAAAUUUGUAAGGAGAAGAACAAUAAUAUUUAUUGUGGGAGAAGAAAUGCAAAUAAUUAAUUUGUAAUAUUUAUUGAUGAAACUUUGUUUAACAUAUUAAACAUGUGCACGGGUAAAUUCUACAAGAGAUAAAACAACUACAAGAAAAACAGACAGCUGGCUACGACGACGACUACUACUACUACUAACAUCAUCAUCAUCAUCAUAAAGUACAACAAUUAUGAUAAGGAUAAUAUAAAAACAACAUAAAUUUCUCCAUGAAGAUGGAGAGUGGAGAUGAGGUGGGAAACUGUUCUGUAGUUAGGUCGGCUGAAGUUGAAACUAGAAGUCCAUUGAGUUUGUUAUCAUCAUCAUCUUCGUCGCUGUUGUUAUUAUGAUGGCCUGUGUGGAGGAAGUCAACUAAAGAGACCUUAAGUAAGAACAUUAUCAACCAAAAACCAGAACAGUCGCCCUUCGUGUGCUGAGACAAAGAUGACCACCACCAGUAGCAGUACUACAGUAAAUGAUGAUAGUCGAAGUUGUUGUAGCAGUAAAGUGUAUGAGGAUGAGAAAGAAGAAACUCCAGAUUCCGACCGAAGACUUCCACUCGCUUUUAAUCUAAGUCGCCAUACGGAGAAGAUUUUAGCUCCAGAAGUGUUGACACAGACAUGGAGGAUGAAAGAAAGGAUGAAAACUGUCAGUGUUGCCUUGGUAUUAUGUUUGAAUGUUGGAGUGGACCCUCCUGAUGUUGUGAAAACCUCUCCUUGUGCUCGUUUAGAAUGUUGGGUCGAUCCUCUUUCCAUGAGUCCUCCAAAAGCUUUAGAGACUAUUGGAAAUCGUCUCCACCAACAGUAUGAUAGAUGGCAGCCACGGGCCCGUUACAAACAAUCCCUGGAUCCAACUGGUGAUGAAGUCAAGAAACUUUGUACAACUAUGAGGAGAAAUGCUAAAGAUGAGCGAGUCCUGUUCCAUUAUAAUGGUCAUGGAGUACCGAAACCAACAUCAAAUGGAGAAAUUUGGGUUUUUAAUAAAACAUACACACAGUAUAUUCCUUUGUCUAUAUAUGAUCUUCAGAGCUGGAUGGGAAGUCCAUCUAUUUAUGUCUAUGACUGUUCUAAUGCUGGAGUAAUUGUGGAAUCUUUUAAACAGUUCUCUGCUCAGAGAGAACAAGAAAGAGAGGCAAUGAUGAAUACUCAUAAUUCCUCAGUGACUGGAGAGAUUAGCAGUGGUUCUUCAGUGUCAUCAACUACUAAUCCAACGGUAGCUUCCACCCCAGUGUCGAUGAGUAACUGUAUCCAGUUAGCCGCUUGCAGUAAAGAUGAGCUGUUACCUAUGAACCCUGAACUUCCAGCGGAUGUGUUUACCUCGUGCCUCACCACCCCAAUCAAAAUGGCGCUCACAUGGUAUGUUUCACAGGAUUCUGGUAAGCUUGUUUCUGGCGCCACUCAAGAACUUGUUGACAAAAUACCCGGGCAGUUGAAUGAUCGACGGACAAUGCUUGGUGAAUUAAACUGGAUUUUCACAGCAAUUACAGAUACUAUUGCUUGGAACACACUUCCAAGAGAAUUGUUUCAAAAAUUGUUCAGGCAAGAUUUAUUGGUUGCCAGUCUUUUUCGCAACUUUCUGCUGGCAGAAAGAAUUAUGCGAUCUUACAACUGUUCUCCAGUUUCAAGCCCACCCUUGCCCCCCACAUAUCAGCACCGGAUGUGGGCUGCCUGGGAUUUUGCUCUUGAUAUGUGCUUACGUCAGCUGUCUAAGAUUGUUGAUAGUGAUGGUACACAAUUUGACCACAGUACUUUCUUUGCACAGCAGUUAACAGCAUUCCAAGUUUGGCUAACAUAUGGUUCUGAGAAAAGGAAUCCACCUGAACAGCUACCAAUCGUAUUACAGGUUUUGUUGAGUCAAGUCCACAGGGUGAGAGCACUGGAACUCUUGGGCCGGUUCCUGGAUUUGGGUCCCUGGGCAGUCAGUCUGGUAAUGGCUUUUAAAAUUUUGUCUUCACUUUUACAUUUAUGUAUUUGUUUUGCAAGAUUCUUGAUCCAUGUAUAAAUUUUCAUUGUCUGAUUUGCUAUUUUUGUAUAUUUUAAAUAUUUAUUUCUAUUGUAGUCUUGUCAGACAGAGUUGGUCAAAGACAAUGGUCAUAACUAUUUCCUCUCAGUGUUAAGUGACCAGUGCAUGUCAUCAGAGCAUCGGACAAUGGCUGCAUUUAUUUUAGCAACAAUUGUUAAUAAUUAUCCCCAAGGACAGAAAGCAACGUUCCAAGGUAAUGUGAUUUCCAUCUGCCUUGAACAGCUUCAUGAUUCUAACCCACAUUUCAGGCAGUGGUUAGCUCUGUGUCUUGGAAAGGUCUGGAUGAACUAUGAAUCAGCACGAUGGUGUGGAGUUCGAGACCUUGCACAUGAAAAAUUGAGCAACCUGCUCACUGAUUCUGUACCUGAGGUUCGUGCCGCUGCUGUGUACGCGCUGGGAACUUACAUCAGCUGCUGUUCGUCAGCACGUAGCGACCACGCCAGCAACAUAGACUUAGGUAUUGGGAUGAGUUUGACACACAUAAUACAUGAUGGAAGUUCUCUGGUGCGAAAGGAACUUGCCGUUGCUUUGGGUGGUCUAGUGCAACAGUUUGAGUCUCCAUUUGUUGCUGUGGCAUCUCAAAUGUUAGGAGAAGAACGACUGCGGGAGAAGAAUGCCCCUAUGAUAGCCGCUGUGACACCUGGAGGGUGGAAUGUUGUCACACCAAUAUCUUCAGACGGCUAUCUGACACUACCUCUUGCUGGCAUGAAACGUAGUGCCUCCCGGGGUAAUUUAAAGUCCGCAACUAGUCGACAUGGGCUGUCAAGCAGCAACAGUAUUUCAAAUUUGGAGGGAUUAAUCAUGCCAGACUCUGGUGCCGGGGCUACUGCGUCGGGCAGUGGCACUCUCUGUGUUGCUAAUAGCGACCGCAUCAGGCGUACAUCAUCCAGCUCCAACCUCUCCACAUGCACAUCUAUGGUGAACAAUGUCUAUGUUAGUGUUUGGCGCACGCUACUAUUGCUCUCCUCCGACCCUCACCCCGAGGUUAUGGAAAUAGCAAAGAUUGUUAUAAAUGACAUCAAGCAGAAGGCUACAGAGCCGUUGACUAAAAAUCACUUCUCUUCUAAUUCCUGCCAGUCCGCACCAUCAAGUCCACCCGGUCGUGGCUCCAACUUUGCUGCAAUGAGGAAUCAUUCAGCAGAUGUGCCGGAUUCAAAAUCUGAUAUGAAAGUUGACCAAAACAAUGAAAAGCGGCCUCGUAGCCAAAAUUCUGAAAGCUCAACGGAAGGUAGAAGGGAAAUAACGAGUCCAAAUAAGAAGAGCUCAUCAUCAUCUCAGACUAAGGACUCAGGACUCAACAAAGGUGCAAAUAUGUCAAAUGUCAUGACCAGUUCCCAGGAACUUCGGCGCCAACAGCAAGGAACAUUAUCUGCUGGCUCAACAACUCAUCGACGAGACAACUCUGGUGAGCGGAAUCGGCGCAGUCCAUCACACAGUGAUACUAACGGCACGGAAAGUGAUUCAGCCAAGUCAUCAAAGCGUGGCUCUCGUAAUCGCCCAGCAUCUCCUGCAAAUCAACUAAUCCCUUAUUCAGCUCAGUUUCUACCAACACGGAAAAUGUUUGAUAAAGGGCCAGGACAUGUAAGUGUUGAUGAUAAAAAAGAUGAACCCGGGAAUAAGGAGUUUAAAGAACCAUUGGUCACAACCCAAUUCUUCAAGUGGAGCAGCAAGUAUUUUGCGCAACCAUUGAAACCUGGAGAUGAAGGUGACCCCGAAAGCAAGUUGUCAAUGGAACGGGAUUACCGAUUCCAGCGCAAUGCUACAGUCAGGAAUGAAGCUAAAGUGGAACAGUUCAAAGCUGGCCACAAUCGGUUUGAUGAUCAAAUAUUCGUCAAUAAGAACUCAGGAAGUCCUGCUGUACUGCGUUUCCACCCUUAUGAGGCCCACCUAGCAGUUGCUGACAAGGACAAUAUCAGUAUAUGGGACUGGGAACAGGGUAUCCAGCUUAGCCAUGUGAACAGCUGCCAUCCAAAGAACUGUCGUAUAACUUCAAUGGAGUUCAUCAACCCACAUGACCAGGCUUUGUUAAUGUGUGGUUCAGACGAUGGUUCUAUACGAGUGUGGCGUCACUACAGUGAGCAGGGCAAACAAGAAUUGGUCACUGCAUUUCAGGGUCUCUCAGAGAUGUUGCCUUUACAUCGAGGUUCAGGUUUAGUUGUGAGUUGGGACCAAAACACUGAGACAUUGUUUACUACAGGUGAUGCACGUAUCAUAAGAAUAUGGGACAUUCAUCGAGAAAUGAAAACACAGGAUUUACUCACUGGUGCUGACAGUUGUGUGACCAGCAUCACCUCUGAUCCUUCCAACAUGGCUGUGUUGGUAGCAGGUUGUGGUGAUGGUUCUGUACGAGUCUUUGACAGUAGGCUUUCACCAUCAGAAUCUUUGGUGAGAACAUUCCAGGAACACACCAGCUGGGUCAUGAAUGUGCACUAUCAACGAGGAUUGCUGAAUAAGAUUGUGAGCUCCAGUUCUGCUGGUGACAUACGAUUUUGGGACAUUCGACAUCCGGAAUCAGUUCGGAAGUUUCAGCUGCAACAAGGUUUGACUGCAAUUGAGUUACAUCAAUAUGCUGAUGUGAUUGCUAGUGGUUCCAACCAAGCAAUAGUGAUCUUCAACCAUGCUGGAGAACAGCGCAGUGUUAUAAAAAAUCACGAGGGCUUUCUCGGCCAGAGAAUCGGACCGGUCCGAUGUUUGACUUUCCACCCAUACAAGGUCAAACUUGCGGCGGGAUGCACCGACUCUUUGGUAUCUGUCUAUUCCACUGCACAGUGAAGUAGGUCGUCACUCUUCACCAUGUACUUUAGGAGUUCUGGAUGUGUAACUGCUUUAGAAGUGCAGAUUUCAUUGCUAAUUUUAGCAGCAAAGAUUUCAGGUUCAAUACAACCAAUGAUUCAAUGAGCCUUUCUGGAAGACAAGGUGCUAUUUGCAAACUGUAUGGUGUUAAGGGGCAGGGGAGGAAAAAAACCAAACCAGACCAAAAAAAUAGAGAAAGACACGACAGUAAAAAAAAAUGAGUAAAUACAAUAUUAAAUGUUUAAAAGAAAGAGUUAAUUUAAAAAAUGUAAAAGGUACAAAAUGUUUAUUACAUUUGCUUUAUUUUUUCUUUAAAAAUGUGAUGUAAUCAAGAAAUUUUCAUAUUGGGAAAUGAAGGUGAAAUUUGAAGUAGAGAGUCGACUAGAGAAAACAGAAAGUGGAAGAAAUACACACAUACACACACAUUUCAAAAGCAUACAUACAUGCACCACAUUUACAUAUAGACACACAAUAUGUUUGUACAUUUUAAAAUAUAAACUCAAAUUCUACUUCUCUGUUCUUUUUCUCUGAAGUGACUUCUGUUUUUCACCAAACCUUUCUACAUAAUGCUGUCUUUUAUAAUGUUUCUCUUUUAUUUUCCUUAGAGAUUUAACAAUUUCAUAGUAGCACACAUACAUACAUGCACAUUAUACAUAAACUAGCUCCUCUCUCUAAAGACUUAAUAUACCUGUAUACACAACUCAUUCAAACACACAAACAUACUCACAGUCUACACCACCACCACCACCACCUCCAUAUUGUUAAGGCAGAAGAUUAUAACCCUUUUAUUUGUUUUACCUUAUUUUAAUACUGUUCAGGUUAUAUGACCAGACUUUAAUGGACUCUUCUUCUCUACAGUUUUUUUCCCCACCAAAGAAGUUUUCAUCUGAAUUUUGCUGCUGAAUUAGCAUUUCUUUUAGUCGUAUUUAUUUUUUUUUUGUACUUUUUUAAGGCAUAAACUUGAUGGGGGAGGAUUCAGAGUUGAGUGAAAAAAUUAAAUUUUGUGAAAAUUUCAAAUAUUUUUUUAUUUUCUUAAAUUCAAGAAAAUGUUUUGGGUUUUAUGUCACGUUUGUAAAAGAAAAGUAAAAUCUUUGCUGUGUUUAUUAUUAUUAUUAUUAUUAUUUUUGUUGAGAGUAAUCAAUUACAAAGUGGACAAGAUAUCAACCAUUUUUGGCUUGCAGAUCUCUUUACAGGUGUUACAUAUUGCCCUUCAGCAAGAUACUCAACUGUGCUUGUGUUAGGGCUUCAUGCUUGAAUAUGAAUUCAUUAUUAUUAUUAUUAUUAUUAUUAUUAUUAUUAUUUGAGUUUUCUUUUAAACUUCUCAUUGUGUUGUAAAAUAGCUGACUGUUAUUAUUUUACAUUUGUAAUGUUUAAUUUGCAUAUAUGACUAUAAUUUAUUUCAUACAGUGUCAGAAGAGAGAGCAAUGGCAUUGAUAUUUCGUUUGGUCUUGUUUAGAAGCUUUGUAAAACAGUCAGACAAAGCUUACCUAACUGACUGACUAACUAUUUUAGGCUGUGUAUAUAAACUACUAUGAGAAAUGGUGCGACAACAUUGCUGCUGUUGUUAAUCAAGCUGAUCACACACACACACACACACACACACACACCCACACACACGCACGCACACACACACACCAUAAUGGGUAGAUUGCAAUGUAACAUCACAACCACAAAUUAAUGACUUUUGAAUGAUGAAUUCAAAACACAAAGGUUGUUUUGAUUUCCUUUUUUUUUUUUUCCUUUUUUUUAAUGAUGCUGAAGUCAUUGUGACUCCAUUUUCGUUUGUAUUGAAAGUUACAAGGUGUCACAUGAUCACUUACCAGAUGGCAGAAAGACAUUGUAAAUAGAAAAUGACGAGACCCGUUCAACUUUGGCAUACUAUAUAAUUAAUCUUAUAAACUGAUUCUCUAUACACUAACUGAUUAAAAGCAUCUGAAAAAUUA